AGCAUUUCAGCUGCAGCAGCUCUGGAGGGAUUCCUGACAUCUGCACCGUCUUUACCAAGAACCCAGAAACUCAGAGAAGUCUGCUGCUUAAUGAGAGGGUCAUAAACUGGAGGAACAGACUCAUAUUCAGAGUGGGAUCGAUAUCACAGAAUAUGGAGAUUUUAACACCUUCAUCUAUCCCAGGCCAGAGAAUAUGGACUGGCAAGAGAAGGUGUUUCCACUGCCAAUUUCCAUUCUGGACGAAUCCCACGCGGAGCUCGUCGACACACACUUGCCUUAUGGAGGCAGCUGGAGGCAGCCAGGAGAGCCUCGACCACGUGAGAGUCUGUAUACGCCAUCUGCCAAACCACUGUGUUUCAGAUGAGAAGGGCCGGCCUGUGUCCUGGAUGCUGUCUAAUGAGCUGUGUGAGCUGAGGAUGGCCUACACCCUACCAGAGUACAGACGGGCCAGCCACCUCCUGGCUCUGUCUCUGGCUCUUAUCCGCAGGAUGGGCUCUGUGGGUCUGCCCGUCUACUGCCACGUCAACCAGCAGAACCAGGCCACCAUUAACGCUGUGACCUUACUCGGCUUCUCUGCUUGUCCCAGUACGGAGAAGAUCUCAGUGCUGCUAAUAUGCAAGGACAGAGUCUGAGUGAUGACUAAUGGCAAUAAAGUCUGUUGGAUGAUUGAAACCACA
Messenger RNA from Perca fluviatilis (European perch), 677 nucleotides. RefSeq names its product glycine N-acyltransferase-like protein Keg1. NCBI's taxonomy places the organism in Eukaryota, Metazoa, Chordata, Actinopteri, Perciformes, Percidae. The record is from RefSeq and is a predicted model, not a curated record. The coding region runs from base 153 to 632 and encodes 159 amino acids. Gene Ontology annotation, molecular function: glycine N-acyltransferase activity. The transcript is spliced from 3 exons. Gene Ontology annotation, cellular component: mitochondrion.